AUGAGCUUCGUGGUAGUAGCGGAGGACAAGUUGGAGAAGCACUCCACGGAGAUGCUGCACAUCACAAUGAGACAGCAGGAACUCCAGAGACGGCUGUCUUUGCUCCAGCAGAUGCAGGCUUUCCUGAAGAACAAGAGCUUAGCAGGAACUGUCAGUGAGGAAGAAGAACAGGGACUAUCAGAGCUGGAAAAAAUAAAGAUAGAACUGCAGCUGCUGUCAGAGAGAGCAAAAUACAAUUACACCACAUCUUAUCUUCAAAAGAGAGUGCGUGUCCUCCCAGCUGUCCAACACAAUGUGAUGACAGGGAGCUCCGAGGUCGUAGUGGAGGUGAAGGACCUCUCCUUAUCCCCCGCUACAGUGCAUUGUCCUGCUUGCCUACAGCAGGUCACCACCGUGGUCCGCAGUAAAAUCGGCUCAACCACCUUCUUCCUGUGCUUUCUGUCUAUGUUGCUGGGUUGUGUAGGUGGAUGCUGCCUGUUGCCUUUCUGCGUGGACAACUUUAAAGACGUCUGCCACACAUGUCCGUCCUGUCACAGUGAAAUCAGCACCAUCUCUCGGAUAUGAGGCAUGCGUGCUGCUAGGGCCUCAGAUAGGAGGGAUGAACUCACCUUGAGCUUCUUUUGUCCACGCUCGGCUCUGGGAUAACACUGGGUAUUCAGUCUACUGAAUAUACAACAUUACUGGAUGUCAAUUGUCAAAAAUGAAAUAUGACAUUUAUAGGUCAGUCUUCAUCAGUCUAUGCUCUAUGUCAAAUAUCCUUUGCCAAUCUUAAGCGCAGAAACAUAUAUUGUUAGACUAAAACAAAAGCCUAAGGAAACAAAAAGUCCAGGCAUUACAUUGUGCCCCGACACCUGCUAAUUGGAUGUUAUAUAACAGACACAUACUAAACCUACACCGUGACUUGCUGAUUGUUAGUUCAGAAUGGUUCAUAACCACACCUAUGCUUCUGACUUAGAGGUCACUAAAAUUUACUUUAAAAAGAGAAGGGGGUGCUUUUGUGUGGCAUGGGUUUUAAUAACAUGGCAAAGUAUGCAAGUCUAAGAAAAUAAGCAAAUAAAUUGUAUAAUAAAGGGUUUGUUCUGUUUGUUGACUUUACAGUCUAUG
Molecule: messenger RNA, 1104 nt
Organism: Electrophorus electricus (electric eel)
Lineage: Eukaryota; Metazoa; Chordata; Actinopteri; Gymnotiformes; Gymnotidae
Source: RefSeq, a predicted model, not a curated record